Messenger RNA from Taeniopygia guttata (zebra finch), 5359 nucleotides. RefSeq names its product syntaxin binding protein 4 (gene STXBP4). Lineage: Eukaryota; Metazoa; Chordata; Aves; Passeriformes; Estrildidae. Gene Ontology annotation, cellular component: cytoplasmic vesicle. Gene Ontology annotation, biological process: insulin receptor signaling pathway; regulation of insulin secretion involved in cellular response to glucose stimulus. Gene Ontology annotation, molecular function: syntaxin binding. The record is from RefSeq and is a predicted model, not a curated record.
AGCCGCGCCGCGCCGCCAUCGCAUCCCAUCCCUGCCCGCUGCGCCCCCGCAGAGCGCGCUGAGUCCCGGCGGAGCCGCCCGCGGCUGCCCCUCCUCGCUGGCCGGCGGCACGGCUCGGCCGCACGGUGUGUACCAGAGGAUCUUGAUCCUGGAUAGGAGCCUGUUCUUCAUGUGUCAGAACUCUUCAUUUUGAACUUUUAUUUUAAUAGUGCCUCUAAGAAGAUGUCCAGUACAGAUCCCCUCACAAAUACAGAGAAGGAGACCAUUAUGGGCCCUCAUGGAAUUAAUCGAGCUGUUCACCGCAUCUCUUUUUCUGAUUGUCAGAAUGGAUUAGGAGUUAAAAUUAUUGGAGGUUAUCGGGCACAAACAGCAGAAGAUUAUGGGAUUUUCAUAAAGAGAAUUCUACCUGGUGGGGUGGCUGCUGUAGAUAGCCGUUUGCUCACUGGGGACCUUAUCCUGGAUGUCAAUGGAGAAAACCUGGUUGGAGUAACAAAUGAAAGGGCUGUUGACAUCCUGAGAACAGCCUCAGCCUCGAAUCACAUGUCUUUGCUCGUUGCUAGAGAUGAAGAAGCAAAGAAAGAAUUUCAUGACCUAAUGGAUAAAUAUGGCUCUCACAGUGAAACACCCUCUGCAAGAACUUCUCCAACACCUCAGUUAGCUGCAAAAUCUAGAGACAGCCUUUCUUCUGGGUCAUCCUCAAGGUCACAGAGUCCUCAGUUGCUUCUGAAGGAUAACAUCACCAGCAGCAGCAGCAGCAGCAGAAAUAAUUCUGUCCCACUACUAUCCCCAAAGCUUCCAAAUGACAGUACAUUUCAGAUUAUCUCUGUUUGCAAAGGAACAAGCCUAGGUUUGAAUAUUGUGGGAGGAAUCAACAGAAAUGAAGGACCUUUGGUAUAUAUUCAAGAAAUUAUCCCUGGUGGUGACUGCCAUAAGGAUGGCCGACUGAAACCCGGGGAUCAGCUUGUGUCCAUCAACAAAGAGUCCAUGAUUGGGGUCUCCUAUGAAGAGGCAAAAAGUAUAAUCAACAGAACAAAGAUGAGGUUUGAGAAUUUUUGGGAGAUAGCUUUUAUUAGGCAGAAAAACAUACCCAGUCAUCCACAGAAUCUGCAGUAUCCUUUCAGCCUCUUAACAUCUUCUGUAGCACAUGGAGAGCCACAGGCUGCAACACUUGGUCCUCUUCCCUCUCCUAGUGGGAGGCUGGGUUCAACAUUCCCUCCAGAUGCUAUAGAAACUGGAGUCAGGAUGGGAGAGCAAUCUCCAGUUACAGCUCUUGAUAGCAAUCCUGCUGAUGUGUCUGUCACGGUUAUUGCCCCCAGCCAGAAUGAUGAUUAUGAGCCCCAAGGAAAGAACUUGAGUAUUCAUCUCAAAACAGAAAAGCUGGAGAGGGUAAAUACUAAAAAUCUUCUGAGUUCUCCUUCCUCCCCCUUCAUGAUGCAGGCAUUGAAUUAUCUUGGGAUUCAGCUCACAGAUGAACAGCAGCAAGCCCUAAGGCAGCAACUUCAUAAAGAUUCUAAAGGAACAGUGUCUUUUGGAGAUUUCAUUGAAGUUUCAAGGAAUCUGUUGUGUGUGCAAUCAAAUGCAGCUGAUGAUGGCCACAAAUCUGAAACCUUUGGGAUCAGUGAAGUUGCCAGCUUCCAGGACUCACAGUUUGUAACCUGUGAUUCCUUGGAAGAUGAUGUGGAAAAACUUAAGAAAGAAAGAAAUGAAGCUUUAAAAGAAGUGAGCAAAUUAAAGGAAGAAUUGUCUGAAUCUGUGAACUUACAGAAGCAAUUAGCAGAGCAGCUACAAGUAGUCAAGCAAGAAGCCAAGGCAGCUGUGGAGGAGACGAGAGCCCUGCGCAGCAGAAUCCACCUCGCAGAGGCUGCCCAGAGGCAGGCCCGGGGCAUGGAGAUGGACUAUGAGGAGGUGAUCCGCCUCUUAGAGGCUGAAAUUGGAGAGCUGAAGGCUCAGCUCGCUGAGCAUUCGGGCCAAAAUAAAGAGAACAUUCAUGAUUUGAGAAAGAGGGUUACAGUGCUUGACUGCCAGCUGCGGAAAUCGGAGUCGGCCAGGAAGACCUUUGAGGUGGCCACUGAAAAAUUGCUACAAUUUGUAGAGGUUGUGCAUGAAAUACUUUCAGAUAACUCUACUUCCUCAACAAUUUUAAGUGACAGGAGAACAUUGUCCACUAAAGCGCUUCUGGCUCGGCUGGGAAGGGUCGGACCUACUGCCACAGCAGCUCUUGCAGCAGAAGCCAGGGACCUUGCCAAGUCCAUCCGGGCCAUUUUGGAAGUUGAUUGUCUGCCUUAUGGAUGGGAAGAAGCUUAUACAGCUGAUGGAAUCAAAUAUUUUAUCAACCAUGUGACACAGACAACGUCCUGGAUCCAUCCCGUCACCAGCGCCCUGAGCUUGCUGUGCUCCGAGGAGGAGGAGGAUGGGCUCAGAGACCUUCCCGGGCCCAAGAGCUGAGGACAGCUGUGGACAGAGAGUUGUAUGUCUGCUUCUAGUCCCUUAGUGAGCAGAUGCACAGGUUUUUAUCUACCUACUUCUAGUGUGAUGUAGUAGUACUGGUGAUGCUUCUCCCCAUCAAGCUGGAGGAGUUCUGCUGGUUUUGAGGUGGGUUUGUUGAUGUGUGCUACAGAGGAUGCAGGGGCCACAGGAGUCCUUAAUCCGCCCCAUUUUGGUGGGCCAGGGAUCAGUCUUACCUUAGGGCCCAGUCCCAUCUUUUCAUGAUUUCCCCACAGACCUGUAAUUUCCCUGACCUGAAGCUGAAUUUUCCAGGUCAGCUGAAAUUUUCACAGCUCUGAGCAACAUGAGAUUUAAGAUGGGACCACUGGUGGUAGAUUCCAGCUGAUGGUUGACUGAGAGAUGCAAAAUGAGGUUGAGAUUUUGGACCAAAGAUAGUGAGAAAAAUGGAAAUGACUUAACUGAAAACUCUUAUUUCUAUGGGAGAAAUCUUCAAAUAAGUUUUGCUACUAGAAAUUUAGUGAUUUAUUAGAAAUAUUGGAGCCCUGAUGACCUUUUAAACAAAUACUUACUAAAAUUGGUUGUUGAGCUUUAGUAAAUGUGUCUUUGAUAAGUUGUCAAAUAAAAAGAAAGGUUUUGUAGAGGACAUCAUACUCUGACAACAGUAUGAGGCAAUAUGAAAAUUAUUCUACUUUUGUACUCUGCUAAACCAAUACAGACACACAUCAAAUACUUCAGUGGAAGCUGUGAAGUUUCAAGUACAAUGAAACCUGUGAAACCACCUCCAGGAUCAGCAGAAAUCAGUCACCUCCUCAGAACUGGUCUUUUAAGUAGAACAAAAUCAUUUUGUACACAUCAGUGAUGUUUUAAAGAGGAUAAAGAAAAUGAUGGGGGGUGCAAGUUAAUGAAAAGGUUUCUGUGUACCUCAAUAGCACAGGAUAUUUUAAAUCUCAUUAUUCACAGCACCAUGUCAGCUUUGUCAAAUGUAUGAUUCUGUGCUGCAUUUUUCUGGCGGCUCUUUAUAUGUGUGUUCUGUAUAUAAUGGUGGGUGUUACUAAUGAUUGAGACAGACCUGAACCUGCAGAAACACUGAUGGAUAUGCCAGAGGAAAUCUCUUAUCUCUGCUUCAGUCCAGGAGAGGGAAGGGAUUGUGGCAGUGUGAGGAAGGCACAGGCUGCAGUCACAUUUUUUGAGGUCUGGCUUCAGCAGGUGUGGCAUUGGAGUUAAGAAUCGUUGUCCUCUGAGGAAUGAAUAUCAAAAUCAGACUCACUCAUGGUUCUGGUGCCUUGACCACGCUCUCUGUCUUCAGCAGUGCAGAGCUGUGCCAGGUCAGGCUCACUGGAACAGUUGAUCCUUUUGAACCAAAAUAAUUCACCUUUUUUUGAAAUCCAAGUCAGGCCUCUGAAUAGCAGCCCAGUAAUCUCCUGCACUUGGCCAGAGAGCGGGAGAGCAGCACAUCACCAAACAUUCUUCCUGAAGCUCACAAAAGAGGCCUUUACAGGCUUUGCAGGAAGUAGAUGUCAGGGUAUAUUGAAUAAGCAAAUAGGAAAAAUUUGUUUUGUACUUUCAACUUGGUCAGACCCAAAUUAUCUGUGAAUCUACACAGGUGGUGUGGAUUAGGGGAAAAAAGCUUGCUCAGCAGACCCACAGUAACUUACAUUUCUAAGAAAACUUCUCCCAGCAAUAACACAUGAAUGGCUUAGCCAUGUUUGCUGCAGUGGCUCCUGCAUGCUCCAGAGCCUCCUUUGUGCUCCCAGAGAGCUCAGGCCAAAGGGACAGAGGAUGUGCUUCAGGUUCGGGCUUGGACACUCCAGAAGCAUUUUUAUUUAAAUCCCUUUUCUCAGAAUGGCACAGACUCAUGACCUACAGGAGGUAUGUCACCUGAAUUCCUUGUGGUAUUUGCUGUAGCCAUAGUAGUCAUUUGGAUGCUUUAUGACAGCACUUUCUGUUCAUACUUCAGUGAUAUCCAGCCUGCACAGGUGUGAAAUAUUCCAGCUCCCCAGUUCUGCUCAGGAGAGGUUUGAGAUUCCAGCUCCCCAGUUCUGCUCAGGAGGGGUUUGGGAUUCCAGCUCCCCAGCUCUGCUCAGGAGAGGUUUGAGAUUCCAGCUCCCCAGUUCUGCUCAGGAGAUGUUUCAGAUUCCAGCUCCCCAGUUCUGCUCCGGAGGGGUUUGAGGCACCACUUUGAGCCCUGACUCGCUGUGCUGGUGGCCGUGUCAGCCAGGUGGGUGCUCCAAAGGGCAGCAGCUGUUUAGGGCUGGGAUGUGGCUCGGGCAGGCUCUGCAGGGGCUGCAUGGGGAGCAGCUCAGAGCUGUGCUGCUGUUGGAUCCGCUGCAGGGGCACAGCUCUGCACUGCUGCCCUUCCUGGGCACAGCCUGCUGUGCACGGGACACUCUGCCUGCUCCUCUCACUGCCACCUCCCACAGACCCCAGUGUGACACAAACCUGGAGCCUCUUCCUCUCUCUCUUAUAAACUUGCCUAGAAAUUAAAGAUGUUAGAAAUAGAUCUCUGCAUCUCUUCAGCUGCUCCAGUGAGCAUUUCCCUCCUCAGAUAAUCCACCAGUUCACAUUCUCUGGGGUUGAGAAUACAUUUUCUUACCUACAGUCUCCAAAUGUUCCAGUCUAUUUUUGUACACUGGCAUACUUGUUUCCUAGGUUAUUUCUCUUGAUCUCCCCUUAUCUCUUCCUUUAUGUGAAAUGGUUUUGUGAAAAUUAUUUUGCUUAAGCUGAACUAUGUAUAUUGAGAAAACGGUUCUAGCAUAACUUGAAACAGAAUUUGUAAAGAGCAGUUGUCAACAUAUGCAACACUACAAACGGCAAAUUUUCAUUUUUAUUCCUGAACUUAAAAAAUUAAGCGGAAAAGAUACUAAAGUGCAUCUGAUAGCCUUUAAAUUAAUAAAACUACACCUUUAUAUUGUAA